This is a messenger RNA of Mycetomoellerius zeteki, 1735 nucleotides long. RefSeq lists its product as uncharacterized. The record is from RefSeq and is a predicted model, not a curated record. The transcript is spliced from 4 exons. NCBI's taxonomy places the organism in Eukaryota, Metazoa, Arthropoda, Insecta, Hymenoptera, Formicidae. The coding region runs from base 104 to 1735 and encodes 543 amino acids.
GCAGUCGAGAUAUGAAAAUAAUUGAAAGCAACGAAUAAUUUUGGCACGAAUUCGUUUGAUUUUGUUUCUGUUGCAAGUGACAUAACGAUUGUUAGAAACGAAAAUGGAAACGCAAAGUUCCACGAGCGGUUCGAAUAACGACAAUAUGAAUAUCGACCCGGCAAACAAAGAUGCGAUAGUCGCAGAAAAGACGAAACUGCACCAAGAGAUAAAAGAGCUGAGAAGCAUCAUCAAGCAGUGUGAACAGAGUCUGCAAACUCGCUUUAAAGACAUAGAGGAUCAUGUAACCAAGAAACCGUUGCAAAACUUGGAGACUUUCUUGACUUUUAAUAAAAUACUGAAUGUCCAGGUUGAUCUGAAGAACGAUCUGUAUAGAUUCGCUGGUUUUCGUUGCGUUAAAUUUCGGAAAAAUGAGUCUAUAUUUAAUUUUACGUCAACAAAUGAAAAGCAAAAGGACAAUACUCAAGCAGUACAGAUUCUUGUUAAGGAUGGAAAAGGCAAACUGGGGAAAUGGGUAAUGCCAGUGUCAAUCGACAUAAAUAAUAUAUUAUCCAAAACGCCAAUUGACAAAUUAAAAAAUUUAUCUGCCUUUAUAAAGAGCUGCAAGCACAAUGUUGAUUGUUAUACUGUACGACAAGAGCAGUUCCUGUCGCUAAAGGAACGUAUGUCACGUAUGAAGCAUUGUACUUUGCAAUCUGAUAUGGGAUUUAAGCAAAUCAGUUUGGAAUUGUAUGGUGUACACAACAGUGAAAAUGAUAGCUAUAUGAACUUGAUAAUACAUUUGCUGUAUCAUUCUGACACUACAAGACCUCAUAAAGUUGAGAUUAAUACAAUAAACGGAAACAAAUUAAAUGAUGACAUCAAACAGAAAUUAAAGACAUACUUUAAGCAAUUUAAAAUAUCAGACCUGCAAACAGCUUUUGACGAGAUUCUAUCAGAGAAUAACUCUACAUUUACAUGGAUGCAAGAAGAUGACACUGAAAGUCCAUUAGAGCUGAAUGAUACUAGCAACUCUGAUGAGGAAGACUUCUUAGUCCAGCUACAAUCAGAACAAACGAGAUCAUUCAGAAAAUUGCAGAAAAAACGUCAAUUACAGAAGAAGUGGAGUGAAAGAAAAAGGCAAAAAACUACCACUGAAAAUACUAAAUUAUCAGAAGAUAGUUCAGAAGAUAAUCAAGAAACUAAUCAUCCAAAUGCAAAAAAAGCACGCACUAAACGUCCACAGCGAAUUUCGAUAAAGAAAAAGAAAGCAGAGAAGGCUACUUCUGUCUUAAAACAAAAGAAAAUUAAUAAAAAUCCAAUAGAAACAACUCUAUUCGACAAACCUAAGGUUAAAUUGAAACAAACGAAAUUGAAUUUCCAAACUCAAAUGGCUACGACUUCUAAUGCAAAUCAAAUAUCUUCAUCUGAAUCAAAACUAAGUAAUAAACCAGACAGCAAACAGUCAAAGACCUCUAAACUAAUCACCAGUACACCACUAUGUCGCAAAGAUGAAAUUAGAAAUGUACCCUUGUCACCUACUCUGGAAAUUAAUAAUAUUACACGUAUUGAUACGACAAAGAAAACGGCAAUUAGAUUAGAUUACUCCAAAGAUAGUAAUGAAUUAGGAAUUAAGACUCCAGAAAAGAAGACACCAGAAAAGGUUGAUCGAUUAUUACGAAGUAGUACAAAGUCUCUUAGAUCAUCAAAGGUUUUGAAUACGACUCAACGUCGUACUAGAAGUAUGAAAAAUUAA